This is a messenger RNA of Capsicum annuum, 1937 nucleotides long. RefSeq names its product U-box domain-containing protein 62. The coding region runs from base 353 to 1561 and encodes 402 amino acids. The transcript has 8 exons. NCBI's taxonomy places the organism in Eukaryota, Viridiplantae, Streptophyta, Magnoliopsida, Solanales, Solanaceae. Gene Ontology annotation, biological process: protein ubiquitination. Gene Ontology annotation, molecular function: ubiquitin-protein transferase activity. The record is from RefSeq and is a predicted model, not a curated record.
GCAUCCAAUUACACCAAAUAUCAAUUUCCUUAGUGACUUUCCAAACAAAUCCUGGCUGAUUUUUUUAUUAUCAGACAUAAAGAAUCUAAUUGCAUCCAUGAUAAAGAUGAUUGUUGUAAUCAUUGUGGUAUCCUUUAGACAAAUAUUACCAGCUUUCUCUUUCCUAUGACCAACAAGUGACCAAUGUUCCUUUUUCCUAUUCACUUCCUAGUAGUACUACAUUAAACCACCCAAAUACGACAUCGUUUCACUUUUCUUCCUUAAACCCCCCUAACCCUUGACACAAAAAUGGAGUGAGUUUCUCUUCAAUCCAAAAAUCUCCAAAUUUACAUAAAUUAGCAAACUAUUAGCCAUGUCUUCUCAAGAAACGGGCCUUGUUUCGGCCCGAAGAGUCGAAAACGGGCUUAAUCCACAGCUGGUUUAUCAUCAAAACACCUUCCCUUGCGGGGCCCCAUCACCACCUCCCAAUCGGGUCGGUGGUGACCCGGGCCCGAAAACUACACGGGAACUUACGGGAUUCGUAGACAAGUAUGAUAAUCAUUACUUUCCGCAUCAUCAACAACAACAAGGUUCUGAGUUUCGCAGACAAAUGUUUGGUGGUAAUGGCGAUGGAUCAGAGGAUGAUGACGAUGAGGAGGAUGAUGAUGAUGAUGAUGAGGAUAACGAUGAUGAUGAGAAUGAUGUGGAGGGCAUUGUUGCUGUUGGAAAUAGUAAUAGUAACAAUAAUGAUCAAAGUGAUAAAGUUAAUAGUGAAGUAAUUGCAAGUGAGAAAACUAAAAGCAUUUCUACAUUUGGUGUGAAGGAAGGGAAUGUCGGGCAGUCAGGAAAUGAAGGCAGCGUGGACGUGAGAAAUGCAGUGACAAUUGCCAGUGUUGAUGGGGACAUGUAUUAUAAUCAGUAUUUGCAGGGACCGGAAGGAUCAAAUGCAGGGCAGAAGGAAAUGGGAUUUGAGAAUGGGUGUGAGUUUAGUGGGAGAAAGGAAGGUCAUUAUUCAAGUGAAUCGGGAGAGUCUUUGAGAACUAUUCUUUCCGAUCCAAUUACGGGAGAUCUUAUGGAUGAUGCGAUGAUAUUGCCUUGUGGGCAUUCCUUUGGUAGCGGUGGAGUGCAACAUGUAAUUAGAAUGAAAGCUUGCUAUAUCUGUUCACAAGCGGUGUCCGAAGACUCAGUGUCACCUAAUUUAUCUCUUCGAACUGCAAUUCAAGCAUUCCGUCGAGAAGAGGAGUCACAUCUCAACCGUUCUUUAAAAAGAAGAAGGGAGAGAUAUGAUCAGGAUAAAGGGACCUUUGGUGAUUCAGCAUUUUCGGAUCAUCUAAGAGGAAGAGGGGUUCAGUUUCCAUUCGCUGUGACAGACAGGGUUAUAAUAAAGGGUAACAAAAGGACACCUCAGCGUUUUGUGGGUCGUGAGGCUGUUGUUACCACUCAGUGCUUGAAUGGAUGGUAUGUUGUAAAGACAGUAGAUAAUGCUGAGAGUGUGAAGUUGCAAUAUCGCUCCCUAGCCAAGGUUCCAGAUAAUUUAUCAGUCCAGCCAAUAUCAAGUAAGACGGCAGCCAACUGGCUGUAGAGUUCCAUUCAGCAGAAUGAUCACGAUUCUCUCGUCCUAAAAUGUCCAUGACUCUCUCGUCCUAAAGUGAUCAUGACUGUCUCGCCCUAACUUACUGCACAUAGACCAUGUUUGAUACAUAUAGUCCAACUAGAACAAGCAUUGAGUUGUUUUUUCAAGCUGUAAUUUAGAUCUUGCAUCUGUUCAACGUGAUUCUCAGGCGUAGGUGUUGUAUAUUGUAGAGGUCUUGUAGCACUACAGCGUUGGGAUGAAAUCAGAGAUAUGAACUAUAGAGUCGCCAGACUUAUUCAAAAUAAAGAAUUAUAGAGUGGUUUCUACAGGACUUUGUAUCGACUCCUAUUCAGAAAUUAUGAAGAUGAAAAUAUCGUCUGCUUUA